This is a messenger RNA of Rana temporaria (common frog), 3810 nucleotides long. RefSeq names its product tetratricopeptide repeat domain 34 (gene TTC34). The coding region runs from base 259 to 3453 and encodes 1064 amino acids. The record is from RefSeq and is a predicted model, not a curated record. The transcript has 8 exons. NCBI's taxonomy places the organism in Eukaryota, Metazoa, Chordata, Amphibia, Anura, Ranidae. Gene Ontology annotation, molecular function: protein binding.
GGGGGCGGUGCCCAGCAGCUGCUGCCUGUAGCUUGCAUUGUCCCAUGUAAGGCUAUCAGAACCCAUUUGGCCAGAAGAACCCUCUACAGACCUUCUGAUACAAGUCCUACAUUGCAGCAAGAUAGGGAUCAUCAGCAACCCCUGAGCACCAGACAUGGAUCCUCCUCACCACCAUAGAGAUCUACAUGCCUGGCUCCAUAUAAGUGGAGAAUGAAGACAUUUUUCUAUCCGUCUCAUUAGCUGACCUUUCCCCCGAAGAUGUCUGGCCAAGACGUCCCCAGCCAACUAUGUCGAGAGGCCAACCAACAUCUCACCCAAGAAGAAUUCUCUUUGGCUUCCGCGUUCUUCAUGGCAGCAUUUAGUUGUAAUGCCCCCGUUGCACUUCAGAGAGUCAAAUCCCUGGAUGAUGGGCAGUACCGGGAAAUUAUCAACACUCUGGAGAAAUGGUGUUUAGGGGAUGCCGAAAUACCAAAAAUAAAGUGCGAUGGCAUGGCCAUUGUGUCACUCAAUCCCGGGAUCGCGGCUGUGUUCCUUUCUACGCUCUGUCCCAACAAUUUUGCAUCCUCUUUGUUUAAAAUGGGCACGUUCCUUAAGAGUGGGCGCUACGAAGAGGUGGUGGGCAGGUGCAACUCUCUAUUGAACGCCCACCCCCAGCAUUCCUUCAAACUGUUGCUGACCCGAGGUCUGGCGUGGAUUCUGUCCCAAACCCACUCAAGAAACGGGGUCGUAGAUUACGUCCAAGUGUUCGCCAAGUACAAGGACGAGGCCAAGCAACACAUCUGCACUAAACAAAGAGAGUAUUUGCCUCAAGUCAUUCGUGCUUUCCAUGACUACAUUUCCUCUUAUGAAAAUAACAACGCUGAAGGAAAUAUUAAAGUUAUGCUCCACGAUUGUUACAGUUUUCUGGCUGCUUUGGCUCCCGAUGACCUCCAAAUAUGCAACACUCAAGCGGCUUACUUAUUCGAGGAAUGUAAAUUCGAAGAAUGCAUAGCCGUGUACUCUAGAGCCAUCGAGGCCUUGUCUUUGGAAACCAAGCUCAAAGAGGAGAAAAUAUCUUGCCUUCUCGUAGAUCGGGCCGCGGCCUACUAUUCUUUGGGUUGUAGGACAAAGGAAAUGGUACAAGACUUGGCCGAGGCCUUCAGGAUCAGCCCAAUCCAUGCCAGGAAAAGGUUUACAGAGAUCUUUUCCAAGGCCGAUGUGGCCAGAGUUAUGGAGCGUUCCAAGGCUUGCAUUGAAACUGAAUUUGGGGACUACCGAGAAGCUGUCCGGGCUCAUACCGAGCUCCGAUCUGACAUUGGUACGGACCUCCUCCUACCGAUCAUGCAAGCUUUGGAGUUUUUUAUUCAGUGCUGCCCGGAUAGCAGACGCGAAAUGAACAUCCGGUUGGCGGACUGCAAACUUUUAGCUGGAGAUUUCCGAACCUGCUUGGACAUCUGCGACCGGCUGAUUAACUCGGAGAAGAAGACCUAUCAGAACACCUUAUACGUUCUACGAGGCUUUUGUCACUUCCACAUCAAUGAACACCAAGAGGCCUUGAAGGACUUUCAGAAGAUUGUAGAGGACGAGUCGCCCCAUCCAUCCAGUUGCGUCAAGGCUCUUUGCGGGAGAGGGCUGGUCCGAAUGAUAAGUGGAAGCCCGUAUCUGACCGCCCUGGACUACAUCACAGCUUGCAAACUCAAACUGGAUGAAACUUUCCUUACAACUAAAACCUAUGUGCCAUGGAACCAAAGGGGUCUCCUCUUUAAAGUGUUACAGGAAGAAGGUGAGAAGAUGCUACAAAAGAAGCCCUCCAGUGAGAACGGGAACCCCAGCAGGAAGAAGACAGGAGACCAAGAUGGAGCCUCACCCAAGGAAUGUGAUGUUUCAGGUGUCCACCAGCUGGCCACGCUCCUGAUGAUGUUGGACCCCACGGAUGACGUGUGCCGCAUCCUCUGCACUGACGCUCUCUAUCAGAUGGACCGCAUAGAAGAAGCCCAUAAGAUGCUCAGCUUGGCCCUCAACAGCAGCUCUCAGCGGUCCCCGGUCCUGGCCAGGCUGGCCCUUCUGCAGCUGAAAAAGGGCUUUAUAUACGACGGGAACCAGCUCAUUAAGAAGGUGAUCCAGCUGGGUGACACUUCUUGCCUUUUGCCCAUCAUGGAUAUUUUCAUAGAAGAGGAUCGCAGACUGAUGCAGAGUCACUGCCACGCCAAGGGCAUGUCCAUCCUACAGAGCAGACAGGGGGAGGCGUACCUGAGGGAGGCCGUGGCCUACUUGUCCUUCGCUAUUAUAGCGUCAGGAGGCCAUGCCAAGGACUCUCUGCUGGCCAGAGGCAGAUGUUACGGGCAGCUGGGACAGAAGAUGACGGCGAUAUUCGAUUAUAACACCGUGCUGAGGGCGGAGCCCGCCAAUACCGAGGCGCUGUGCGCUAAAGGCUUCAUGCAGAUGUCUAUGAACCAGCAGAAGGAAGCGGUGUGCGGCGUCACGCUGGCUCUCCGGUCGGAUGCGGCUUACGUCGCCCGAGAGAUCGGCGCUCUGAAGCCAGAAGCUCGGUUCCUGAUCACCGAUUGGCUGCAUGACCACUGCAGGACGUCUUUAGAAGAAGCGCUCAACGCCAAUAAGAGUUUCCAGAGCGACCCGGCGAGCCGCGACCUGGAGCUGAUCGCCGCCACUCUGGUCGAUACGGAAAACGUGCAAGCAAAAAUCCAUCUCUUAUACGUUGACGUGCUCAUUGCAAAGGAGAAUCACGAGGAGGCUUUCACCCACCUGAAAAAGUCUUUCACCAACAGCGCCAUCGAUGAAUCGGCCAAGGCGCGCUACGGAAUUCUCCACGUCAAGUGUCGCAACGUCCUCGCCGCCGCCCAGGAACUCUCCGCGCUGGCCGGGAAGAAUCCGAAAGAGCUGGAGACUCUGGUGAAGUUCCUGGAUAAGAGGCAAAGACAGAGCCUGUCACAGAUCGCGGGACAAGAAGGCAAUUCCCUUUUCCAGGAGAACCAUUAUGAGAAAGCUCUGGAAUAUUUCUCCCUGGCCGUCAUCUCCAGCAACAAUAACCCCAAGUACCUCCGUCUCCGCGCCUCAUGCCUCACCCACCUUGGAGAGUAUAAAGGCGCGGUGAGCGACAUGGACAUGGCCAUCCAGCGGCACAGCGCAAAUGACCUGAGGACUCAAAUAGAGGACUUCUGCUUUAAGGGCCGCCUGCUGCUUCUGGACGGGGAGGAGGAGGCCUCUUGCCGACAAUAUGUGAAGGCGGUAAGCCUGGACAGCACAUUUGCGUUGGCUGCCAUUAGCGAUUCUCCAGGAAGGACGAGGCUGGCGCAGAUAUUCAGCCAAACGGCACAUAAAUGCUUUGACCAGAAACUGUUGGAAGAGUCCUGGAAGCUGACCGAAUGCGGACUGAUUAUCGGGGAAAACAACCAAGAACUGAGGAAAUUGAAGACGAGGAUUAAACGGGAGGCCUCUGGAUGUAUUGUGCAUUGAUUAGAAGUGGACUGAAAGUCACAUUUUUUUUUGUUUAGUUCAAAUAGGGAAUGGUUAAAACCCAUAUCAACUUUUUGUAUCAUUUAUGUAUCCCACUGGAGACACAACAGGGAGCCAAAAUAAAUCUUUCCAUAAUCAGUGGAAAUCCCCUCCUUAGUUGUCAUCGGAACAAGUGUCCCAAGUGGAAAAUGUCCUCUCUGUUUCUGUUCUGGUGACCACUGUAGCCUGUAUAAUGUUGGUUUUUCCAUUGCUUUCUGUCCCGGGGACAGAGGUGCUGAAGAGACCAGGGCUCAAGUCCUGCGGGAACGUGUGGGAACGGAGUUCCUGCACUUUUUUCACAGCAGGAACGCAGUUCCC